AUGCCGGCGCGAAGAGGUGGGAAGUCUGGUCCACGCUCAAAGCCUACGCGGCAUUCAGCGAGGAUUGUGGCCCUGGGACAACUCGACACUACCCCAAACCGUCACGAUCAGUCUCCUCAUGCAGUUCAGACUCAGGACCCAACACCGGCAUUACCAAAUCAGGGCGCAAAUUCUGAGCCUCCAAACUCUGAGAUCCCGUCGACAAACGAAUUUGAUGAUGACCUCAACGAUGAUGAUCUGAGGCGGCUGGUUGAAGCUGAAGCCGUUCCAUCCGCUCAACCACCUAUUGAUUUCUCAUGGUCUGAAAUCGGUUCAACACGCCGAAGCUCGCCUCUACGGGAAGACGAGCCAAGCUUUUUAGACAACCAAGAUUCUCUUAUCGACGAAUUUUCCAGUCCAAAGUCCGGUCUAGGCAAGCUUCCCAACACUCAGCCACUGCCAUCUGAGCCUGAUCAGGAAAGUAAAGAACCUCCUUUUGUUGACUUUUCUGAGACAGCUUCUACUGUGCGACGAAGUUCACCUUAUUAUUCCUUGGCUGCCUCUCAGAUUGGAGAUGAUGAGCCUCUGAAUUUCGUUGAAAACAAUCCUUCGGCACCACUACCAAGCACCAUACAAGAUUCGAUACAGUCUCUUGGAUUACCACCUUUCCCUGAACUAGAAGCCAUGGAUCACUUGCCGGAAGAUGAGUUAUAUGAUGUCACGCCUCCCAAGUCGACGGCUGAGCUUGAAGCUGAGACAUCGCGAAAAGAGGAGGAAGCACCUGAAGCUGCCCCAGAAAGUUCACAGCGUACUAAGAAACCAAGUUCGUCACAGAACUCAAAGACAAAAGGAAGGCCGGGGAAGACCACAAAAAAGAACGAUGCCCUUGUGAGAGUGUUGGAGGAGGAGCUGGAAUCAUCAGAAGAAGACGAAGGAGAGGAGCAAGCAUCUUCAACCCCUGAAAAGCCACCAGAGAAGCCUCCAAAGCGGAAGAACGGCGCUCGCAAAGGCAAGGAAACGCCAGAAAGUAAGCCUGCCGCCACGGCCACUCAGGAUACACGGAAAAGUGAGCAACGACCCAAGGAAAAGAAAGGCCGGAAACAACGAGCGAAGACUCCCAUCCAGUUUGACGAAGAGACACAGCAAAUAAAAGAGGUAACACCACGCAGGGUACCGGAACAGCAACCUCGCAUGCCAAUCGUCAGCAGUCUCAGAAAAUCGUAUGCUGGCUCUGUCUCUCCCAUGGCAAGUGCAGGGAAAGGGACGCCCGGCUCAAAACGAAAGCCUGCACCGAAGCGCAAACCGCCUGCUAAAGGCACUUUCCAGAAGGAGAAAGCUUCCCAGAAAGUCCCUCCAGCUACACGAAAGUCAGAUCUGAAGAACGUGGUGCCUCAAGCGAAACCUGAUACGACUGAAAAAGGGAAUGAACGUGUAGUUCCUGCUACAAAAGCAGCAGCUAAGCCUUUACCCGCGAUUACCAAGAGAAUAACCCGAGCCCAUGUAAAAGAGGAGGAGGCGCCAGUGUCGCAGCCUCCAGAAGUCUCAGAGGCACAAGAAACAAAAGAUGAGACCCAGGGGUCGACCCGGGACCCUAUCGUGCUCUCUAGCGACCCUGAAAGCUCUUUAUUCUCGGAUGAUGACGAUGCCUUUGUCCCAAUUGAAGACUUACACCAAAAAGUGAAGACUCGACCAGAAAGGAAGGCCCAAUCAGUAAUGGGGGAGUUGCUUGUUGACCCGAUUGUCGACGUGGAACCAGCGGGCCAUACCCAUCGUGAGAAAGCGCAACCUUUUACACGCCCACAGACCUUACCGCAGAAUCCCGAGGCUCCUGGCCCUUCACGUCCUCAAGAAGAACAAAUCUCUCAGCAGAGGACAGAAAUGACGGUUAAGCGGGACCCUAAGCAACUUGUUGAAGAACCUCUUCCAAGCACGAAGGGAAACCGUGCAGCUCAGAAGGGCCGAGAGGUUUUGUCCGCCCGCGAUACUAAUAUUCUCGUUCAACAAGAUACCUCACGGGCAAGGACCUUGAAAAGACCCGCUAAUACAGUUGAUCCCAUCGUUGAUACUUCUCACCCACCUCGCAAGAUCAGCAAAACUUCAAGGAGCUUCAGUAUCAGCCAGGCGGAGUACCUUUCUAGUCUGGCAGCUGCUGAGGCCAUUCCUGACAAGACCAGAGUGGGAUUGAGACCUAAACCGACAACGAAGGUCAAAACUGAGCCUGCUAAUUUGCGCCCCGAGCCAAGUUCAAGUGAUCAAGACAUUCAUGCUCAGAUACUGGCGUCCCUGCAGGGACAAAAGGAGGCUACUGCCGAAGUGGAACAGGCCACGGAGCAUGACAAAGUCCGCGGCAAUAGAGAGUCUCCCAGACAGACACGGCCGGCAGGGCUGAAUGCAGAGAUAGGAGAGAAACUCCAUGGACUAGUCGAGAUGAUGUUGGAUCAUCUCCAGGCCAAGGAAGCGAGCAUCUAUCGUGGCGCUGAUGCCUAUCGGAAGAAUGGCCUCAAUUGCGUGGACAAGAUUGAACGACGCUACAUGCAAGAGAGGCAGGCGCUCAAUGAAACGUGGAAGAGGGAUGGUGAUAGGUUCCUCCGGGGGACGCGGGCAGCCAAGGCAGCGAUUGAUGAGCGCGGAAAGAUACGAGAGAAGGCGAUGCAGCAACUAAAUGAAACGGCAACAAAGCGCCGUCACUUGUUUGAACAAGCGACGACAAGUUUACGAGCGCUCCACGGGCGAUUAAUGCAGGGAAACCUUGCAGACUACGCAAAUUGA
This is a messenger RNA of Fusarium musae, 2748 nucleotides long. RefSeq lists its product as uncharacterized. The transcript has 3 exons. The record is from RefSeq and is a predicted model, not a curated record. Bases 1 to 2748 code for a protein of 915 amino acids. Lineage: Eukaryota; Fungi; Ascomycota; Sordariomycetes; Hypocreales; Nectriaceae.